Molecule: messenger RNA, 7668 nt
Organism: Nannospalax galili (Upper Galilee mountains blind mole rat)
Lineage: Eukaryota; Metazoa; Chordata; Mammalia; Rodentia; Spalacidae
Gene: Arl13b
Product: ADP ribosylation factor like GTPase 13B
Exons: 9
Coding region: 271-1644 (457 amino acids)
Biological process (GO): non-motile cilium assembly; receptor localization to non-motile cilium
Cellular component (GO): non-motile cilium; ciliary membrane; motile cilium
Molecular function (GO): GTPase activity; GTP binding
Source: RefSeq, a predicted model, not a curated record
GAACGUCAGCACGUCGACGGGGGUUUUCUCUGGCCAAGUCCUGCAAAGCUGCUGUGGUGUCCCUGCGCUUGUGUCGGUCGGGCUGUCCGGGGUCUGAGGGAGGGCAGGGCUACGAGCCCUGUGACCGGCACGGUACCUCCCUCCCGGUCUGUCCCGGCCGGUCCGCUCUAGGUCACCUCGGGGAGGCGGGGUCCCUGCGGACGGCCGGGAAGCGCGGGGCCCAUCCCCGCCACGGGCUCGGAUGGGAGGUGGCGGGAGGAGCGACCUGGGAUGUUCAGUCUGAUGGCCAACUGCUGCAACUUGUUCAAGUGCUGGCGGGAGCCUGUUAGAAAGGUGACUCUUGUGAUGGUGGGACUUGACAAUGCUGGUAAAACGGCCACAGCAAAGGGAAUCCAAGGAGAGCACCCUGAAGAUGUAGCUCCUACUGUUGGAUUUUCUAAAAUUGAUCUGAGACAAGGAAAGUUUGAAGUUACAAUCUUUGACUUGGGAGGAGGAAAAAGAAUUCGAGGAAUUUGGAAGAAUUACUAUGCCGAGUCCUAUGGAGUAAUAUUUGUUGUGGAUUCCAGUGAUGAAGAGAGAAUGGAAGAAACAAAAGAGACAAUGUCAGAGGUGCUAAGACACCCUAGGAUAUCAGGAAAGCCUAUAUUGGUAUUGGCAAAUAAACAGGACAAGGAAGGGGCUUUAGGAGAAGCUGAUGUGAUUGAAUGUCUCUCUCUGGAAAAACUCGUCAAUGAGCACAAGUGCCUGUGUCAGAUAGAACCUUGUUCAGCAGUCUUGGGAUAUGGAAAGAAAAUUGACAAGUCCAUUAAGAAAGGCCUUUAUUGGCUACUGCAUAUUAUUGCAAAAGACUUUGAUGCCUUAAGUGAACGCAUCCAAAAAGAUACAACUGAACAGCGCGCUCUUGAGGAGCAAGAGAAACGAGAGAGGGCUGAGCGAGUGCGGAAAUUACGAGAAGAAAGAGAGCGAGAGCAAACUGAACUUGAUGGAGCCGGUGGUCCGGCCGACUUUGACUCGGGACCAGUUCCUGCUAAUCCUUUCCAGCCAAUAGCAGCAGUAAUCAUUGAGAAUGAAAGAAAGCUUGAGAAAGAGAAAAAGAAACAAAUUAUGGAGAAAGACAGUGAUGAUUGCCCCUCGGAACACAAAAUGGAGCAGGCACCAGUAGAGACAGAGAGCCAGGCAAGUGACAACCGCAAACAGAAUGAAUCUGAAAUCCUAGAGAGUUAUAAGGAGGCCUUAACACAGCAGUUGGAUAAUGAAGAUGAGGGAGAGCAGCGAUCAUCAGAAUCAGGCGAUAAUAGUAAAAAGAAAUCUAAGAAACUAAGAAUGAAAAGGAGUCAUCGGGUAGAGCCAGUCAAUACAGAUGAAUCUACUUCUAAGAGUCCAACACCGCCCCUGCCUCCCCCUCCUGUUGGCUGGGGAACCCCUAAAGUCACUAGACUUCCAAAACUUGAGCCUCUUGGUGAAACACGUCAUAAUGGUAAUGCAAAAGGAUCAGUUUUCAAAUACCAUCUGUGCAUAUUACAUUCACUUUUCUAUCUUAUAACUUCAAAAAUUCAGUAUUUUAUUUUUGGUAGCCUUUCAGGUCCACUGCCAUCUUUUUUGUUAUACUUUCUAUUUUCAUUUUACUUUAUUUUUAAUUUUUAAAUGCACUUUGCAUCUUUAUAAUUUGAUUUUUACUUACCUCAGAAUGCAAACAUGAAAAUAAAAUCAAAUCUGAUAUACUACCAUUUUACUUAAAGUGCUAGAAAACUGCCAUGUCUUGCACAUGUUCAGUAUGCUCUGUGAUAAUGACACUUAAUUUUUCUCUUUUUGAUCAUAAUCUAAACAGAAUCCCAAAUAUUGAAUACUAAAAUGAAGUUAAGGCCAAAAUAGAAUGUAAAAUAAAAGGUAAAAUUAGUUAGCCAAAUAAAUUGGGCUAAACAGAGUUUCUUGAAGACUUUAUGAAAUCAAGAGAACAAUUUUCCUUGAAUGAAAUCAACAUAGCUAUAAUCCAGCCAAAGUAUGGUGUUAGAACACCAAGAAAUAAACCUAAGGAAAAAGUAGUUUGGAGGCACAGGCAGAAGUCAUUCCUGACUAUAAGUCUAGGUUUUUACAUUCUAUAGAAUGCAAAUAAUGAUAACUUAUAAAUACAGCUCUUUUUGUGUAAUUGUAGCUCCAUAAACUUUUUCAUUAAGUGCAUCUAAUACACUUUUUGUGUUAACGUCCUCUAGAACUUUGUUUCCUAAAGAGAUCACUUAGUAGAAAAAAGUUAGAAAUUUAGUCUUUUGAAAGAGCAUUACCAUAAAUUCUACAUUAUAUCAGACUGAUAUAUUUUUUAUCAGUUUUUACAAUAUAUUUUGACUUUUGUUUUUUGUAGUUUGGUUUUCUUGGUGCGGGGUCUCUCUGUAGCCCCAGCUGGCCUAGGACUCACUAUAUAGACCAGGCUGGCCUCCCUCUCACAAAGAUCCACCUGCUUCUGCCUCCUGAGUGCUGGGAUUAAAGGUGUGUGCCACCACACCAGGCUUAUUUUGAAAUAUUUUAUUCAAAAGAAUUCAUGUGUGCUGCUUGCUUUUCAGAAAAAUAUAUAGGUCAAGUGAUGAUUUCUACAUAAUCAUUAGUGAAAACUAGAUUUAUAUUUAUAAAGAUGAAAGACUUUCUUCUUAGACUAUAUGAGAAUUAUGGAUACAAAUUUCCAGUAGAAUCACAUAUUUCUGUUUUAUUUACUGAUUUUUUAACACCAUAAUUUUAUUGAUAAUAUGUUGGCUCCUGUUUUUUUACAGAACUCUGAAUUUAUUCAUAUUAGAAUAUAUUAGCAAUUUAAGUAUUCAGUGUUAGAAAACAGUAUUCAAGUUUUUCCAUUUAUAUAUGCACAUAACACAUAGAAAAAUAAUUUCUCAUAGGACAGGUUAUGUUUCUGUUAUCAAAUUUAAGAUUUAAUAACCACUUGUAUUAGUCACUGUUCACAAUGCUGUGAUAUAAUACCUGACAGAAUAAAUAAUUUUCUUAAAAGAGAAUAGAUGUUAUUGCCUCAUGAUUUUUGAAGGAUUCACUCCAUCAUAGCAGGGAUGGCAUGGCAGGAUGUCUUAGUCCAUGGAGGUAAGAACUUGCAGUGGCAACUUGAUUACUUGCCGCCAUCAGACAAGAAGCAGAAAAGGCUCGAUCUAGAAGCAGAAGCAGGUAUAGACUUCCAAAGCCUGCCCCUAAUGACCUACUGCUAUCAUCCUAGCUCCACCUCCUAAAGGUGCUAAAACAGAACUACAAGCGUGGGUCCAAGUAUUCACACUUGAACCUGUAGGGACAUUUCAGACUUAAAAAAUAACCUCCUGCUUCUGGAACCUAUUAUCAUAUGUUUGCCUCAUAAUACAAAAUUGAAAAGUCCCUAUACUCUUACCUGUUCCAACACUGUUCAAAAUUCCAAAGUUUAAAGUUACUUCUGAAAUAGGGAGAUCUCUUAUUUGUGAGCCCCUGAAUAUAAAAAUAAAAGUUUCAUACUUCCAAAAUAAAGUGCAGCAUAAACAUUCUCUUUCAAGAAGGGAGGAUCAGGGGAAUAUCAAGGAAAGAUUGAUCCAAAGCAAGACCCAAGGACAGUAUGGGACAUAUCAGAUCCUGCACUUACAUGCCUGGCAUAUAGGGCAUGUAAUGGCAUCAUAUCAGCUCCAGUGGGCUUGGUCAGUCCUGUUCCUGGUGUUCUGCUGUUUGUACUACCCAUGGACUUUCUUUUGAGCUAGUACCACCAAAUGCCUGCAGCUUUCUUCAAAAAAUAGUCCAUGUUGCUGCCAUUUCCAGCAUGGCAGCCUAGGCUUCACCUUCACAACCCCAUGCUUUGCCUCAUAGGCUUUUCUCUGCAACUUUGGCAGAAGCUUUCAUGACCCUGUAAUUCUUACAUUCUGCAUGCCUGCAAAUCCAGCAGCACAUGGACAAUGACAGCUUCUGCUGCUAACUGAAGAUGUAGGCAAAUCUCUUUUAUCUAUGCCUGCAGCACUGUAUGUUCCCAUGGAUGAACCUGUAAAAUGUUUCUCUAGAUGCCUUUUUCCAGUAGGUUGCCCUUUCUGCUUUUCACAUUGCAAAUGAAAGUCUUUCAAGUAAGUUUGUGGUUUUACAUUCUAGGGCCUUUUCUGGUAGAGGUAUAACCUUCAGUGUACCUUUCUUGUUGUUGCAAUGCCAAGUGUGAAGUAUAUAACUUCUUUCUUUUACUCUCUUUAAUAACUAGAUCUACAUUGCCUGCACUUGCUUCUUCUGUAUUAAAUGAACUCUUCCUUAGGCCUAACUGAUUCUUGUUCAGUUCUUUCAGUUCUACUUUUUGCUCUCCAUUCUCAUUAUAGAGUGGAAAAAAAGCAUCUAGCAGUAACCAUGCCACAGCCUGAAUGUUAUACUGUUUUGAAAUCUCCUCCAUCACAUAGUCUAAUACUUUUGAAUUUAGGAUGAGCAGGGUGUUGCCAGAUUCUUUAUCAUACUGCAACAUGAAUGGCCCCUAGCAGGGUCCCAGUAGAGUUCUGUUCCCUUCUGAAAAUUCAUAUGCAUAGACUUCAUUGUUUGCAUGUAUGUUGGCCUAACAGAAUUUUCCCAUGAGCUUUGUGUAUAGCAUUCUAGCUCUAGCUAAUAGCUCUAUGCUCUUCCACAUUCAUUCUGAAAACCAGUUCCAAAGGCCUAAGAGCCACAUGGUCAUAGUCAUUAUAACAAGGACUUGGUUUUUCUGAUACCAAUUUUCUGUAGGUUCUAUAACCUUACAUGACAGCACCCCCUCCCCCCGCUGGGUACUAAGCAUUGAAACAGAUGAGCCUGUGGAGGUGGACAUUUUAGACGCAAACUGUAACAAUGUGUGUGUUAUGAUUUGAUACCAGCUAAAAAUGCGUAAUAUAAAGAUGAAUAAGACAUAUACUCUACCUUUGUAGAAUGCCUUAUCUAAUAGAAAAGACCAUCCUUCAGCUUACUGUAGUAUAUAUGACAGUAAGUUCUUUAAUACAGAAUUGCAGUAACAUGUAGAAACUGUAUGGGUAGUUAGUGAAAGUGGCAUAAGAACUAGUUGUUCAACAUAUGAGAAGAGCCAGGAGAGAAAGAGAUCUAAAAACAAGCACACUGUAAUCCCAGCACCAUCGAUGGCUGAUUCUAGGCCAGUCUGGGCUACAUAACGAGAACCUGUCACACACACAUACACACACACCACACACAAAAGUGUGUGUGUGUGGCAGGGAAGGGUUAGAACUAGAAAACAAUAAUAGUUUAUUUGGAAAAUAGCCUGAAAGCAUGAAGUUACAUGUGACUGGAGAUUAGUUUCAUAUGUGUAGGGUGAGUAAGGGGACAUUUUAUGUUACAGAGAUAUCUAAAAUGGAAUUCUGGCCUUGGGCUAGAUGGCGAAGGUCUCACAGUAUAUUAAAAUAUAUAAUAUUAAAAUACUAUUACAAUUUUUCAAGUCGUAAUGUUCAUUUUAAGCAUGGGCAUACUGUCAUUAGAUUUUAUGUUUAGGAAAAUAAGUUUUGCCUCAAUGUGUAGACUUGAUAUUAGUUAUACCUGAGGUAUGAGUUCCAGUUAGGAAGCUGAUGUAGUCAAAGUAAGAAACAGUUAGUAGGAAUUGGAAUGGAGAAUUUAAAUAUGCUUGCAAAGAGCAUUUUCACAAUUAUAAUCAGUAAUGGUUGAUGAAUGGAAUUUGGGGUUGAGCACAACAGGAAUAGAAUAUAAUCUGGCUCAAGGGUCAACACGGUUUUUCAGUCUAACACUGAAAAUGUAUGAGGAAGGUGGAUAACUGUUCUGAAGAGUCAUGUUGAUGUAGUUGUAGGUUUAUUUGUUUGCAGUGUCUAAAAGCUCGCACAAGUAACAUGGCACUCAGGAGAAAAGAAAAUAAGGCGCUGCAGUGGGUGAGUGGUCAAGGAUAUGUAGGUAGAUACCCUGUUGGUCCUCACUUGCUAGGAAUACUUUGCUUAUAACAUGCUUUGUAAUUACUUCUGAAUUAAUGUAAGUUGAAGAAAUGAUAGCUUGCUCUGUGGAACAUAGAACUAUCCUCUACAGUGAGAUGAAAAGGGUACACUGUGGUCUUCAGGGAAAACAUUACAAUUAACUCUGGAAAAAAGUUGAAAGCAGGCUUAGAAGGAUGUCUCCAUUCAGUUGGCUGUGUUUGCUUUGGAAUUAGAAUUCUUAGGAAUUAGUUACAGUUAAGACCACAGCAUUCUAGUACUUUAGUGUUAAAUAUUUAUCAAAUUUCAGCUUCCCAGAAAGAACUUACUUCUGUAAGUUUUAAAAUAUCUUCAUUUUUUCCAUACAUUUUAAGUGAAAGUGUAUCUAAUGUAGCUUUUUAAAAAAUGUACAGUCAACUUUGCUUUUGUAACCUAGAGAAGAAAGCAAUUAUAAUAAAUUGUAAGCUUAAAAUUUUUUGUUAAGUAAUUCUUUGGGUUAAUCAUGAAAAGUUCAUUUGAGAUUCUCCUUGGUACCAGUUAUAGGACUAUAUCCUCUUUUUCUUAACUUUUGGCACCGUUUUUUUCUUACUAUAUAUAGAAGUAUAUUGACAAAAGGCUGGUAGUAAAUAAACAGUGGAUACUUGAUGAGCUAAUGAAUAAUUAAAAAUCAAAAGCUAAAAGAUACUGUGUUGAAAAAAAGUUGCCAUAGUCAAAUUGGAAAAAAUUUAAGGCAGAUUCUUACUUUGAUUAUAGGCAUUUACCUUGAUGACAGUUUAAUUCUACUUUUGUAAUUGCUUUUAUCGCCCACUGUCUGCUCAGUGUAAUAGGAAAGACAUAUAUUCUGAGAAAGACAAUCUAUAUUUAUUUUGUGAGCACUCUGAAUCUGUACUUCAUCAAACUGUUGCAUAUGAUAUAAAAAUGAAUAAGAGGUUUUAAUAGUCAAAGAUACUAGCUACUUAAACUAAAGAAUAUUGUUAGAGCUUAAAAUUAUAAAGGAAGAUAAAGUCUGUGUGGCUUUUUACUGCCCUUCCAUUUUCAUGCUAAAAAAUUUUUGAUGGCCUAUAUAAAAAUGUGUUUAGACAAUUAAGUUCUUUUUAGUUACGUGCUGAGAUCAGCUUGUAUUCUCUAUAGCUAACCCAAUACGAAACCUUUUCUGUGGAGAAUGAGUCCAUUUUCUGCAAAGUAAUACAAAAUCUACACAAAUAUAAUUUUUGUAAAAAAUAUACAAAAAUAUAAUUUCUUAGAAGAGGAAAAAAGGCAUUCUAUGCACAUGCAUUUGAUUUUAUUUAUAGAAAUAUUUUAAAAUUCAUCAAAAUAGGUCAUAUCUCUUACAACUUUAAUUAUAACAAUAGUAACUGCAAGUAACAGGCACCUCCCAUUGUGCUUUGCGGUUUCAGUUCUCUCAAAUCAGAUUGUAACAUAGAGAGCAAAACCACCUUUCUGUUCAGGAGCCUAAGGUCUCAUGCUACUAAGUUGCAGAAUCAAGAUUUGAGUUUGGGUCUGUCUGGUUUUGAAACUCAUACUUUAACGCCUUAUGUUUAUUGUUACAUUAAUAUUUGUUAAGGCAUCCUGGCAGCUUAAUUUUUGCUUUGAAUUUAUAAUUGUUUUAAAAAUAAUUUCUCCCAGUACAUUUUUUAAUAUAUUUAAGUGCACCUGAAAACCCAUGCUUCUAGAAUAAUUUUAAGGUAAUAGACAGACAAUAAUGAAUUACUGGUUACUUAAAGAUGCCAUUAAGAGUAUCUUGUAGCCGGGUGUGGUAGUGCACACCUUUAAUCCUAGCACUCAGAAGGCAUAGGCAGGC